AUGGGUAUCUCUGCUCUCGUCAGACGGGCGCAACUCGAUCACGGAUCAGUCCUGAUUAACGAAGAUGUCCGACCGGUCGAAUCCGCCCGUCGCACCUGGACAGUCUGGACGUUUCACAACUUUUGGUUGCUCAUCAACUGCAAUAUCGCUACUUUUCUCACCGGUAGCGCACUCAUCCCUCUGGGUCUAACGUGGUGGCAAGCCAUUAUUUGCAUCGUCAUUGGGAACAUCUUGGCAACAGCAGCGCUCUUGCUAAGCUCUCUUGCUGGCUCCUACUAUCACAUUGGUUUCCCCGUCGUCAGUCGAGCAGUCUGGGGAAUUUGGGGCUCCCAGUUCACAAUUUGGAAUCGCAUAUUCCUCUCCCUCGUGUGGUACGGCUUCCAAUCAUGGGUCGGCGGAGAAUGCAUCUACAUGAUCCUCCUCUCAUGGGAUCCAAAAUUCGAAGACCACGUCCCCAACACCAUCCCAGCAGACACGGGCAUGACAACUGCCCAAUUCGUCUCCUACGUUAUUUUCUGCAUCAUCAGCUUACCCUUUCUCUGGAUCCGCCCACACAAGCUCCAGCCCUUCUUCUACUUCGCCAGCGCCGUCACCUUGGUCUUCUUCCUUGUUCUCCUAAUCUGGGCACUCGCAACCAUGGGCUCAUCCGGGUUCGGUAGCACCCUCAGCAACAGCCAGAUACUUCCUGCAACGGGUGGCCCCCAAAGUACCGCUUGGCUCAUGCUCUCUGGCAUCAUGUCCACCAUUGGCUCCAUCGCCGCCGGAAUCCUCAACCAGAAUGACUUUGCUCGUCUCGCCAGACGGCCCUCCGACGCCAUGAUCGGCCAGGCAGUCGCGUACCCUCUAUACGGCACCUUCGCAUCCGUAGUUGGCAUUCUUGUGGUGGCCGCUACACAGCAUAGGUUCGAUGGCGAGGCCAUUUGGAAUCCGCCCACGCUGUUUGUGCGCCUGUUGCAAAACGACGACGGCGCAGGCACAAGAGCGGCGCUGUUCUUUGCCGGACUGGCGUUGGUGAUAUCGCAACUCGGUAGCAGUAUUCCGGGCAAUGCGAUUGCCGGCGGUAUCGACUUGGCGUCGACGUUUCCCCGGUACAUCAACAUUCGGCGAGGCGCAUACGUCACGGCGAUAUUGAGUCCAAUCGUCAACCCAUGGCGACUGGUUAACACGGCUACCAUCUUCUUAACUGUCCUGUCUAGCUAUGGGGUGUUUUUAGCUCCCAUGACGGGAAUGAUGACGGCUCAUUAUCUGAUUGUCUCAAAGAGCAAGAUGAAGGUGGAGGACUUGUAUCACGCGAGCAAAGCAAGUGUGUACUGGUAUACAUCCGGAGUCAAUUGGCGGGCACCCUUGGUGUGGGUUGUCGGCUGCGCACCUUGUCUGCCCGGAUUCAUAGCCGCAGUCAACACUUCUGUCAAGGUGACAGACGGAGCGACCGAGCUCUACUACCUCAAUUAUCUGUACGGAUAUCUCUCGAGUGUGGUUUUGUACACUGCUCUUCAUUGGAUCUUUCCGUCUCGCAGUCUUGACAGUUUUGUUGCCGAGCCUACGAGCGCGAGGGAACUGCAGAAGUAUUACACGGAGAGAUGGGACACGGAGUCUUUGCCAGCGUCUCUUUUGGGUAGUGUUACUCAUUUGCCUGAGAAGACUGAGCCUGCAGUUCAGAAGACGGAAUAUGUACUUCAUAAUUAG
Pochonia chlamydosporia 170 is the source of this 1686-nucleotide messenger RNA. RefSeq names its product NCS1 nucleoside transporter family protein. The record is from RefSeq and is a predicted model, not a curated record. Gene Ontology annotation, molecular function: nucleobase transmembrane transporter activity. The transcript is spliced from 7 exons. Bases 1 to 1686 code for a protein of 561 amino acids. Gene Ontology annotation, biological process: transmembrane transport; nucleobase transport. Gene Ontology annotation, cellular component: plasma membrane. NCBI's taxonomy places the organism in Eukaryota, Fungi, Ascomycota, Sordariomycetes, Hypocreales, Clavicipitaceae.